AUGGCGAAAGAACACCGUACAUUUAAAGAGGAGUGCAGUUAUAUUGAGCGCUUAAACGAAAACUCGUUUCUUAUCAAGAAAGGCUUUGUCCCAAACAUGAAGACUUGUCUGCAUCCUGUUGGAGGCGUCAUAGGCUUGGAGACGACUCGAAACUUCUUUGUUGCACUGACAUCGCGAGUCCGCCAUCUUGGAACACGUGCGAAGGGAUAUUUUGGUACAGACCUAACUCGAUAUCCCAAUUCUGUUUCUACAUUUAAUAUCUCAAGAUUGGUACAAUGUGGAGACAUCGAAAUAAACCCUGGACCAGGACAGUCAUUAUCUCCGGGAUUAUCCACAACUCGCAAAAAACCUCUUUGGAAGUGCCCUUGUGAUGUAUGUACGAAGCCGGUUCGCUCCAAUCAGAAAGGGAUUCUCUGCGAUGGUUGUAACAAAUGGUUCCACCUAAAGUGCAUUACCAUGGAUCUACAGGCUUAUAUUGACUUGGGGUCUUCUGAUGAGCAGUGGUUCUGUGACAAAAAUUGUGGGUGGCCUUUUAACUUCACUGAUUCAUUCUUUGAAUCGUCCUUCUCAACUGGGCAGAAUGUAAGCUUAAGCUCUGAUGUCUCUGCGGAAUCUUCUCCUCGCUCUGCUAAUGGCUUCUCUAAGUGCUUACUAUUAAAUACGAGGAGUAUUCGAAACAAGAUCAACGACCUAAAUGCUCUGUUAUUAAUGGACUCCUUUGACAUUGUUGCCUUGACGGAGACUUGGUUAGACAAUGAAUUUGAUGACCGUGAUCUACAUCUUGAGGGUUAUAGUAUCCAUCGUCGGGAUAGACGUGGUAAGCGUGGUGGAGGAGUGUUGCUCGCAACUAAAUCACACCUGCCAUGUGUACGGAGACACGAUCUUGAGGUAAAUGCGGAGAUGCUAGCCUGUGAAUUAAAGACCAGUAAUACACGAUGUCUAUUAUUUGCAGUUUUUUACAGACCACCAGACGUCGAAGAGACGUUCUUGGAUGAAUUCAGGAGAUUUCUCAAUAAAGCUUCUGGUACAGGAAUCGCUGAUUUAAUUAUCACUGGCGAUUUUAAUUUUCCCUGUGUCGAUUGGUCUACUGGAUCACCAACUAGUUUAGACAAUUUGACUGAAACUUUUUGUGAAAUCCUGGAUGACCAUUUUCUCACCCAAACAAACCCAUAUAUCACCCGUCCCAGUGCCACUAAUACCUUAUCAUCUGGUAACAUCUUAGACCUUGUGUUGACGAAUCAUGAAUCACUCAUCGAAGGAACUACUGUGCACCCAAAUGGAUUUGAUUCAGACCAUUUCCCAGUCUGUUUCGCGAUCAAGAAAAAGUUCAACAGGCCCAAAAACAGUCAAAGAUUAGUUUACCGAUAUGAUAAAGCUGACAUUGAUGGUCUAAGAAAUACAUUCUCUCACAUUUUAUGGGAUUCCUAUAUAUCUUGUGAGGACAUUGACUCAGGUACGGCGAAUUUCCAAGAUCUUGUUCUCGCGGCAGUCAAUCAACAUGUACCAAAGAUGAAGCUUAGACGCAAGCCAAGACCUCCAUGGAUAGAUAAAGAGGUCUUAAAGUUAAGCAAGAGACUGCCAGAAGUAAUAACUUACUCUGGCAAAGCCAGGUCUGCUAAAGAUCCUGUGGAAAAAGCUUCCCUGUUCAAUGAAUUCUUCAGCUCCGUGUUCUCUACAAAAACAUCAAACUCUGACAGCUCUCAUGUUGAUGUGAUCAACCCUAACUUAUUGAUGGAUAUAUUCACUUCGUACAGUGAAGUAAAGAAUAUCCUCUGCAACUUAGACAUUAAUAAAGCAACUGGAGUAGAUGGCAUUCCUGCGAGGAUAUUGAGGGACUGUGCAGAGGAGCUAUCUUACCCAUUGGUUCUACUGUUUAAUUUGUCGUUCAGGUGUGGGAGAGUUCCUUCUUCAUGGAAAAGAGCUAAUGUCACUCCUGUGUUUAAAUCAGAUGCUAAAGAUGUGGUAGAGAAUUAUCGAUCUAUAUCCCUGUUAUCGAUUCCAAGUAAAUGCCAAGAGAAGAUUGUAUAUAAUGCCAUAUAUCCUCAUGUGGCCCCUUACCUGACAGAUUGGCAACAUGGUUUCAUAAGGGGUCGCUCGUGUGCUACCCAGUUGGUAUUAACACACCAUCAGUGGACAAAGGCCUUGGAUGAUGGACUACAGGUGGAUGUUGUGUUCUUAGAUUUUUCUAAGGCAUUUGACAGAGUAUCACACGAUAUACUCCUUUUGAAGUUGUGUAAUUUCGGCAUCUCUGGUAGCCUACUAAGAUGGUGCGAGGAUUAUUUGACCCACAGAGAGCAAAGGGGUGUUAUUGAGGGACAGAGUUCUGCCUGGUCUGUCAUCCCAUCCGGUGUACCACAGGGCUCCCUACUAGGGCCAUUAUUUUUUGUAAUAUUCAUUAGUGAUUUGCCUAAUGUGGUUAUGCCUGGAAACACAAUCGCAUUGUACGCAGAUGAUUGUAAAACAUCAAGACUGAUAAACUGUACAUCAGACCAACAUGAUUUUCAAUCUGACCUGAAUAAUCUACACAUCUGGAGUCAGCGAAAUCUAAUGGAUUUUAAUGUAAAGAAAUGCAAACUGAUGCGUAUCACGAAAAAAAGUAUGCCUUUUCGUUUUGACCUUAAGCUGAAUGAGAGCUCUCUGGAAGAAACAUCUGAAUUCUGUGAUCUUGGAUUAGUUACUA
This is a messenger RNA of Pocillopora verrucosa, 2680 nucleotides long. The record is from RefSeq and is a predicted model, not a curated record. NCBI's taxonomy places the organism in Eukaryota, Metazoa, Cnidaria, Anthozoa, Scleractinia, Pocilloporidae.